CCGAUCCGUGACGUACUUCCGCUUUGCUGGGCGCGCGGUGGACGGUCUGAAACGUAGAGCUUGGCUUUCGCUGUGGUUUCGCGGCUCGGGAGCUCAGCAUGGCUACCUCACGAGCUUCCUCCACGGCAACCAAAACUAAGGCACCUGAUGACUUAGUUGCUCCUGUUGUGAAGAAACCACACAUCUAUUAUGGAAGUUUGGAAGAGAAGGAGAGGGAGCGUCUGGCCAAAGGAGAGUCUGGGAUUUUGGGAAAAGAAGGACUUAAAGCUGGAAUUGAAGCAGGGAAUAUUAACAUAACCUCUGGAGAGGUGUUUGAAAUUGAAGAGCACAUCAGUGAACGACAGGCCGAAGUGUUAGCCGAGUUUGAAAGAAGAAAGCGAGCCCGGCAAAUCAAUGUUUCCACUGAUGACUCAGAGGUCAAGGCUUGCCUUAGGGCCUUGGGGGAGCCCAUCACACUUUUUGGAGAGGGUCCUGCUGAAAGAAGAGAAAGGUUAAGAAAUAUCCUCUCAGUAGUUGGUACUGAUGCCUUAAAAAAGACCAAAAAAGAUGAUGAGAAAUCUAAGAAGUCCAAAGAAGAGUAUCAGCAAACCUGGUACCACGAAGGACCAAACAGCCUGAAGGUCGCUAGACUGUGGAUUGCUAAUUAUUCACUGCCCAGGGCAAUGAAACGCUUAGAAGAGGCCCGUCUCCAUAAAGAGAUUCCUGAGACAACCAGGACCUCCCAGAUGCAAGAGUUGCACAAAUCUCUCCGGUCUUUGAAUAAUUUCUGCAGUCAGAUUGGGGAUGAUCGACCUAUCUCCUACUGCCACUUUAGUCCCAAUUCCAAAAUGCUGGCCACAGCUUGUUGGAGUGGGCUUUGCAAGCUCUGGUCUGUUCCCGAUUGCAACCUUCUUCACACUCUUCGAGGCCAUAACACAAAUGUAGGAGCAAUUGUAUUCCAUCCAAAAUCCACUGUUUCCUUGGACCAAAAAGAUGUCAAUCUGGCCUCUUGUGCUGCUGAUGGUUCUGUGAAGCUUUGGAGCCUUGACAGUGAUGAACCAGUGGCGGAUAUUGAAGGCCAUACAGUGCGUGUGGCUCGUGUAAUGUGGCAUCCAUCAGGGCGUUUCUUGGGCACCACCUGCUAUGACCGCUCAUGGCGCUUAUGGGAUUUGGAGGCUCAAGAAGAGAUCCUGCAUCAGGAAGGCCACAGCAUGGGCGUGUAUGACAUUGCCUUCCAUCAAGAUGGCUCUUUGGCUGGCACUGGGGGACUGGAUGCAUUUGGUCGUGUUUGGGAUCUGCGCACAGGACGGUGUAUCAUGUUCCUAGAAGGCCACCUGAAGGAAAUCUAUGGAAUAAAUUUCUCCCCCAAUGGCUACCACAUUGCAACCGGCAGCGGUGACAACACUUGCAAAGUGUGGGACCUUCGACAGCGGCGUUGUGUCUAUACCAUCCCUGCCCAUCAGAACUUAGUGACUGGUGUCAAGUUUGAGCCUAUCCAUGGGAAUUUCUUGCUCACUGGUGCUUAUGAUAACACCGCCAAGAUCUGGACCCACCCAGGCUGGUCCCCACUGAAGACUCUGGCUGGCCAUGAAGGCAAAGUGAUGGGCCUAGACAUUUCUUCUGAUGGGCAACUCAUAGCCACUUGCUCAUAUGACAGGACCUUCAAGCUCUGGAUGGCUGAAUAGGCAAGACCAUGGACAAAGGACUAACUUCAAGCUCUUCCUUAGGAGCCAUUUUCAAAAAAGAAAGGAAUUGAUUUGUUUCGUUCUAUCAUGUUUUUUGCCAAUUGCCAUGUAUAGGCCCUCAAAAGAAUUUGAUUUCCAGGUCAGCCUCCACUCCAGGUGGGCAGCCCAAUCUCUGGGUGUUGAUGAACCCCUUUCGUAGUUGAAAUUUUUAUUUUCAUCUUCAAGCCCUGCCACGGACCGUGUAGACAUUGUGGUUAUUAAUCUUUUAUUUGAAUGCCCUGUUGCCUCCUUCACAGCACUCAGGAUUGUGACUGGCUCCUUUUUUAAUUUUGAAACUUGGCUUUCCAUUACAUGGUACAUGCUUCAGGACUACAUGUGACCCACGAGCAACGCAGCUGAGCUGUAGUCUGGAAGCCCUCAAGUAAAGGGGCACUCCUUGCUACACACUGGUUAACUCUGCCUUGACAGAGUGGAAACCUUUCCUCUGCCUUGAGAACAGGAGACGAAGAGGUGGACCACAGCUAUGCUCAGGGUGAUGGAGUAAAGAAGAUUUUACCUCUUCCUGUUGAGUUUGCUUGGAAUGCUAACCACAUCAGGAAGUUCAGAACUGAAUAUUUGCCCUGUUCGAAAAUGUCUUUCAUUUUGCUUUGAAGUUUGGCAAUUUUUGUUACCCCAAAGCUAGGCCAUUGUGCCAAGAGGCAAUGGAAUUUCUAGAAAGCAAACAUGAAAUCUCUGUUGUGCCACCUCCUUUGUAUUGAUUAUUCAGAGGAUGUACCUUUCAUGCCAGGGUAAUUGGGAAAAAUCCCAAAGGGGUAUUCCUCAACAUCAACUUCUUUUUUCUUUAUUAUGCAUUUGCUACAGAGUAAAAUCCUAUUAUAAAAAUGUCCUUUAAAGACUUAUUUUAUAUAGUUAGGCAUUUUCUGAAUCCCAGUCAUUGGUCCAUGGACGUUCCCCUUUUUUUUGAUUUGAGGUAUAACAGAUGCUAUCAAAUGUGGCUUACUCCAGUUUUUCUCUUCUUAAUAAGCACGCUGCUAAUAUUUCUACUGCCUUGUAGGCCUGACUAUUAGCAAACUGGGUCUAGGCUCUGCAAUUCGUACUCAUUGGCUGUGCAGCAGUCACCUUCACCUCUUCCACCCCAAAUACACAACUGCUGAACACAAAGUACGCAGUAAACUCUGAUAGAAAUACAGGAAUUUGGAAGAAGAAAGGAUUGCAUGUAGAGAAAUGGAGUAGGGUUUAUAUGAUGGCUUUUUUUGAAUGUUCAAAACACUUCAUUUGCUGUUCCAGAGAGGCUGACAGUGGCUUAGUCCAACUCUGUCCUGCAAACUAUAAAUGUGUGAUAGGAUAGCUAAAUAAUCUCUUUUGUUUAAUUUUAAUUAUUGCCAAAUAGUUGGCUAUUUUGGGUCUUGGUUAAGCUUCUGAAUUAUCACCUCUGCCCUCUGUUGGGCAUUUUAGCACUUCGCUAUCGUUUAAGUAUUAGUGGGUUCUAUUUCCUCCAUAGUUGGCCAUGAAAAAUAAUUUUUUAUUAUUAACUUUUAUAGGAUGUGUAAAGUAAUAAUGAACAUUUGUGUAUUACCAUGCAGUCUGGAUAUAAUGUAUUAACAAAGGUUUUUAGAUUUUCAAGUUUAAAUUUUUACUAUUCCAUUAAACUUUUUUUUUUUUUGUUGUUCCAAGAAGUUUAUAGAGAUAGCAAUCAGGUGAACACAUUUCAUGUAAACCUUUGGCAAAACCAUGCCCUUGUGGAAUAUACAUUACUUCAUUGUAGGGAGGCAGUUAGCUGAGCAGCAAAAACCAAAUGUAGCAUUUCAUAAUGGGAGAAUCAGAGCCACCACUUAAAAGGAUACUUCCCGCCUAAAGACUGUGCCAGGUAUGUUAGAUUCCUCAUUUAAUCCUCCCAAUCUUCUGAGUUAAGGCAUAUUCCCUUUUUACAGACAAAAUCGAAGCUCAGAGAAGUUAAGUAACUUGUUCAGGUUUACCCUGUCAGUGAGUGGUAGAGCCUGGUGUGUCUGUGAACCUAGGAAGAGAUUUCAUAGAGCUUUAUUGAGAAUGUUGGUAGCACUGGCCAGGCAGAAUGACCAGUCCCGCCAACAUGGCCUGUUUCCUAUACAGUGCCAGAGCUUUUUAGCCCUUCUGUCUGUGACACCUCCCUUGUGAUGAGCCACAGCAUCUUAGUCUGACUUCAUGCCAAAAGGAGUCAUGGGAUUUCACCACCUCUACCUCAUGAACUAAUAAGGCACCUGUUGUGUUACUCAGCAGGAAACUGUUUGCAUCUUGGGAUAGAUGUUUUGUUGUGUGGAACUGUCUUAGGCAUUGCAGCAUGUCUCAGCGUCCCUGACCUGUGGAGUAAUAAAAGCCAGAGGCACAACCACCUCCCUUCAUUGGAAUACUA
Molecule: messenger RNA, 4053 nt
Organism: Mustela erminea (ermine)
Lineage: Eukaryota; Metazoa; Chordata; Mammalia; Carnivora; Mustelidae
Gene: PRPF4
Product: pre-mRNA processing factor 4
Exons: 14
Coding region: 99-1664 (521 amino acids)
Biological process (GO): mRNA splicing, via spliceosome
Cellular component (GO): U4/U6 x U5 tri-snRNP complex
Molecular function (GO): U6 snRNA binding; U4 snRNA binding; protein binding
Source: RefSeq, a predicted model, not a curated record